CUGGCCUUGUCAUGCCCAGCUCCCGUUCUCUGCAUCGUACUACCCACGAUGACAGACAAGGUCGCCGAUAACGCUGACGCUCACCGCGAACUCCUCCUCAGCCUCCAGGCGGUGGACUACGCGCCCCCCACCCUCGCGCAAGUGAAGAAGCAGCUCAGUACAAGCCAGACCGAGCUAGAGCAGGAGAAGCGCACCAUCGCGUUGCUUGAGGCAAGCACCAAGAAGGAGUUCAAGGACUGGAAGGACAUCCAACAGCGCACGCACAAACGCGUCUGGACGCGGCUGAAGCAUCCGUCGUCACACCGCGAGAUCCUCAGCGCGCGCGAGGAAAAAGAGGAGCGGGAGUACGUCGACGCGCUCGCGAAGGAACAGGCGAGCAAGGCGCGCAUCGAGACGCUCGAGGUACAGGUCACCGAGCUCGCGCAGCAGGUCAAGGAUCUAGAACCGUAUGCGCGUGAGCACGCGAAUCUUACCCGCCAGCUCGCGCAGCUGUAUGCGCGCGUGUUCGAUGGGCCGACGCCGGGGUAUCCCGAGGAAGACGCGGCGGAGCGCGCAUUCCAGGAGGCCGCGCGGCGCUUCGACGGUCUACAAGGCGAGAUUGCGAAUGAGAAGCGGGCGCAGGAACUCCUCCGCGGCGCACUGCAGCGCAUGGCUAUGGCGGUGCGCGCGUGCGCGUCAGCCGAGAGCUACUCGCAGUGGGACAUGUUCGGCGGCGGCACCAUGUCGGAUAUGAUGGAGCGGUCGGAGUUGGCCAACGCGCAGCGUGCGGCCGACCAGGCGCGUAUGAUGGUCAUGCAGGCGCAGACGCUGCAGCCUGCCAUCCGGGGCUUCGGGCCGAUCAACAUGCCGCAGGGCAACCUCAUGUCCGACGUCUUCUUCGACAACAUCUUCACGGACUACGCCUUCCAUCAGAAGAUCAAGGCCGCCGCAGUGCAGCUGCAGCGCGCAUUCUUGCAGCUGCAGGAUGUGACGCGGCAAAGCCAGGGACACCUUGAGGGCCUGCUGCGCGACGGGCGCGAUCGAGCACACACGCUCGAGGGCGCGCGGAAUACACUCGAGCUCACGCGAAGGCAGAUUAUGGAACGCGCGGGCGGGGUUGCGCCACCAACCUAUGCGCCACCCAGCGCAGCGCCAGCGGGCCAGGCUCCGCCUUACCAACCUUAGUGGUGAAGCAUCCGCAGAACAUUGUAGACCCUCUAAUAUGCACUGGUCUAAGUCGCACA
This is a messenger RNA of Cutaneotrichosporon oleaginosum, 1223 nucleotides long. RefSeq lists its product as uncharacterized. The record is from RefSeq and is a predicted model, not a curated record. NCBI's taxonomy places the organism in Eukaryota, Fungi, Basidiomycota, Tremellomycetes, Trichosporonales, Trichosporonaceae.